This is a messenger RNA of Saccoglossus kowalevskii, 579 nucleotides long. RefSeq lists its product as uncharacterized. NCBI's taxonomy places the organism in Eukaryota, Metazoa, Hemichordata, Enteropneusta, Harrimaniidae. The record is from RefSeq and is a predicted model, not a curated record. Gene Ontology annotation, molecular function: NAD binding.
AUGGUUACAUCGACUAUACCGAUAGAUUGUGGGGGUGUUGAUGCAAUAUUAGAUAAACUCGAUAGAUCCAGAGAACUUCCAAAGUUCAAACUGUCACGAUACGCUGGUGUCUUUGGUCCCCAUAUGGCGGAGUAUGUCAUUGGUUCCAUCAUUGCUAGAGAAAGGAGUUUUCAUUUGCUGAAGAAAGACCAAGAGAAGUGUGAAUGGAACAGACCAUUACGUAGUGAAUACAGGCUAUUGUCUACACUGUCUAUUGGUAUCCUAGGUGCCGGGGACAUCGGGCUAGAAAUUGCAAGAGUGUGCAAGGCUUUUGGCAUGACUGUCUGGGGAUUGGUGCGACAUAACCUGCCUCCAGAGAAAAGAUCACAAUAUAUUAAUCACUAUCGACAGAUGUCUAUGUUGCCGGAGCUCCUUGAAAAUUGUGAUUAUGUUUGUAAUGUUUUGCCAAGUACGAAACAAACAAUUGGAUUGUUGAAUGGGAAUGUGUUGGAAAGCUGUAAAGCUAAGAAAUCUGUUUUCAUCAAUGUUGGAAGGGGAAAUAUAAUUACAGAGGAAAGUUUGGUGAACGCGAUGAAGUAA